This is a messenger RNA of Octodon degus (degu), 2077 nucleotides long. Its product is annotated as zinc finger protein 239-like. The coding region runs from base 568 to 1746 and encodes 392 amino acids. Lineage: Eukaryota; Metazoa; Chordata; Mammalia; Rodentia; Octodontidae. The record is from RefSeq and is a predicted model, not a curated record. Gene Ontology annotation, molecular function: DNA-binding transcription activator activity, RNA polymerase II-specific; RNA polymerase II cis-regulatory region sequence-specific DNA binding. The transcript has a single exon. Gene Ontology annotation, cellular component: nucleus. Gene Ontology annotation, biological process: regulation of transcription by RNA polymerase II.
GGCCCAGGCAGGAGGGCUGCGCGCACUGAGAGGGGCGUUCGGGGCCUGGCCGGCCUGGGGGAGGAGGGCGGAUGGGCGCACGUGCGUCCAUGCUGCGUUCUCAGCCACUGAGCGGGACCGCGGUCACGGGCGAGACCCACGCGAGAAUCUGCCUUUCCCUGAGCAGAGGACAUGAUCAGGUUCCAGGAACCAGUGACAAUCAAAGAUAUGUCUGUGGACCAUGUGGAGGAAGAGCAGGGCAGCCUAGGCCCUUCCCAGAGGAAGCAGGACCAUGCUGUGACACUCUUGGCGGAGACUUGAAACAGAAUCCUGUGGAGACUUUGGGACAAAGAGCUCUGGGACCUGUCAUAUACACAGGUUUCCUGCAGCUGAUUUCAGGGGACAUGGGGAGUUAGCAACUGGGAGUGGGAACUGUACUGUGACUCUUCAGGCAAAGAGCACAAUCCCUGCAAGAAGUGAAGAGAAACAUCUUGUCAUAUUCCACAAACAAGAACAGUGUGGUGAUUCUUCAGUGACUUUUCAAACACUAAAAGUGAAAACGACCAGUCUUUGGCAGACCCAAGCUAGAUGGCCACACAAGACUCCCCUAGGAAGCUGUGUAAGAAUAAGCCCCAGGAACCUUGGGAGUGCAGAGGUGUCCCUGCACCUGAAGAGAGUACUGAGAGGCAGGUGGUGAAGGAGAAGAGGCCUCCCAUGGCCCAGGGUUCUGAAAACCUGCAAGUUAAACUUCCAUCCGACAGAACAGAGCCAGUGCUGCCACUGGGUGGUGAAGCCACUUUCGAAAGUAGCCCAGUGAAGGAAUCUUCAGAUCCCCUUGUCCACAAUCAGAAAGACACUUCAAAAUGCAAGUCAGGAUUGGUCAGCUGCAGCCACCAGAGAGCUCACCCAGAGCAGAAGUCCUGUCACUGUGGUGACUGUGGGAAGUCGCUGCGCACCAGCCCAGAUGCUGGUCCCUAUGGGAAGCACCAUUCUGCAGAAAAGCCGCACAAAUGUGACCAGUGCAGAAAAGGCUUCAGUCAGAGGUCGGAGCUCCUGCUGCACCAGAGAUGCCACAUAGAAGAGAAGCUCUACAUGUGUACACAGUGCGGCAAGGGCUUCACCAGGAGCUCCAGCCUGCUCGUCCAUCAGGCCAUCCACACUGACGAGAAGCCCUACAAGUGUGAUAAAUGCGGCAAGGGCUUCACCAGGAGCUCUAGCCUGCUUAUCCACCAUGCAGUCCAUACUGGCGAAAAGCCAUAUAAGUGUGACAAGUGUGGCAAGGGCUUCAGCCAGAGCUCCAAGCUGCACAUCCACCAGCGUGUGCACACAGGGGAGAAGCCCUAUGAGUGCGGGGAGUGCGGCAUGAGCUUCAGCCAGCGCUCCAACCUGCACAUCCACCAGCGUGUGCACACUGGGGAGAGGCCCUACAAGUGCGGGGAAUGCGGCAAGGGCUUCAGCCAGAGCUCCAACCUGCACAUCCACCGGUGCAUCCACACUGGUGAGAAGCCCUACCAGUGCUACGAGUGUGGCAAGGGUUUCAGCCAGAGCUCGGAUCUCCGCAUCCACUUCCGGGUACACACUGGGGAAAAGCCCUACCACUGUGGCAAGUGUGGCAAGGGCUUCAGCCAGAGCUCCAAGCUCCUCAUCCACCAGCGCGUGCACACUGGGGAGAAGCCCUAUGAGUGCAGCAAGUGCGGCAGGGGCUUCAGCCAGAGCUCCAACCUGCACAUCCACCAGCGUGUGCACAGGAAGGACCCUGACUCGUGACACAAUCUAGUGCUGUGAAGAAUUCCUGUUUCUAGCAUAUCUCUUACCUUUCUGUUCUUCAAAGGAGAAAGAUAAGAGUCAGUCAGACAUGCCCUCACUGAAAAGUCAUUUGUUCAUUCAAAGCACCAAGCACUUAAUUACGCUGCAGUUGGUGGGGUGUUCUGGUCCCUCACAUGCUACAGUGAAACAGCUACAUUUCAGUUCAGCCAGUGUCAUUAGAAAUACAUAUUCACCUAGCAUUUUUAACUGCAAAACUUUAUAUUUUAUUUGUCCAGGUAGAGCAUGUUUUCCUUUGUUCACAUUUUGUGCAAAAUUGGAAUACUUGUUUCUC